AGCUCCCCGACUUCCAAUCACUCAUCCGCUGUGAUCCCGAAGCCUUCACGCGCAACCAUGAAGACACUCGCCGUAGUUUUAGCAGCCCUGGCCUUGGCCAGCGCAUCGGUCAUCGACUUCCGGUACAUGAAGCGCGUCGAAGAGUUGGACAUUUUCUGGGAGCAGCUGGACCCUCAGUUGCAAGUGUUGCGACCAUCCCCCGAGGAACGCAUCGUCAACGGCCAGGAGGCUCAGCCGAAUCAGUUUCCGUAUCAAGCUUUGGUGCUGAGCUUCUUCGAGGGUGACAAUUCCGGUUUGUGCGGCGGUACCAUUCUGACUCCAAACUUUGUGAUGACUGCAGCCCAUUGUGUGCAGAUCGGAACUGUGGCCACUCACGGUACGGUGGUGUUGGGAGCUCACAACCGCCAGGUGGUCGAAGCCACUCAGCAGCGAUUCAACUUUGAUCAAAUAAAUGUGCACCCAAGCUACAUCGCUGCGCUGCUGCGUAAUGAUAUCGCCACUGUGAGACUGUCUGCCCCAGCCGUGUUCAACGAAUUUGUUCAGCCAAUUGAUAUUCCGGCCCUGUCGGACUCCAGGACGUUUGCUGGUAUGACUGGAAUCAUUUCCGGCUUUGGACGCACCUCGGAUGAAACUGGAUCUCCUGCCAGCGAUGUUGUGAUGUACUCGACCAACCCAAUCCUGACCAACGCCGAUUGUGCGGCUUUGUGGAAUUCGAUCAUAAUUGGUGCGCAGAACAUUUGCUUGUCCGGUGCUGGUGGACGGUCCGUGUGCAAUGGCGACUCCGGUGGUCCGCUGGCCGUACAUGAGAUUGGCCGUAGUCUGCAGGUCGGUAUUGCAUCGUUUGUUCACGUGAACGGAUGCGCCUCGGGAAUGCCGUCUGGAUUCGUGCGGGUGUCUCACUAUCUGCAAUGGAUCGCUGAUAACAGUGAUGUUGUGCUGCGAAAUUAGAAUAAGAACAUUUCUGACGGUGGUAUUGUAGAACAUAAAGAAUGACUGAGGAAUAUACUUAACGAAUUACAAUUAUAAA
Messenger RNA from Aedes aegypti (yellow fever mosquito), 1027 nucleotides. Its product is annotated as brachyurin. The coding region runs from base 58 to 948 and encodes 296 amino acids. The transcript has a single exon. The record is from RefSeq and is a predicted model, not a curated record. Gene Ontology annotation, molecular function: serine-type endopeptidase activity. Gene Ontology annotation, biological process: proteolysis. Lineage: Eukaryota; Metazoa; Arthropoda; Insecta; Diptera; Culicidae.